CCCGUCCCAUCCCACCCAUCCUCCUUGCCCCAAAUACCGGCGUAGUGGAGGUAGUCUACUACCGCUAUGCCCGCUUCAUCCACCUCCUCCAGAUCCAGGCCGUUCCCCAAGCCUUCCGCCUCCCACCUCGUCCCCCACGACCUCGCCUCCUCCUGGUGCUGCUCUCCGCACGGCCACUCCCCCGCCGCCGCCGCCUUGUUCUUCCUGUCGUCCCAAUCCAGCUCCCCCACCGCCGCCGCACCGGCCUCCCCUGCCCGCGCCGACCCCGCACCCAUGGACCCCUCGCCGCAGCCGCCCGCCUCCGGUUACGCGCCGUCCUAUCCGUCCAGCUACACCAAGUUCAACUCCGCGCUCAACGCUGGCCUCCUCAAUCCUAUGUCCCCGCCGCCGCUGCCGCUCGACAAGACGCGCUCCAGCCCCACCCUCUUCGACAUGAUGGCCAACGAGCAGGACUACCACCCGCGCACCGCCGCCGCCAUCCACUCCAUCCCGGCCCCGCCGCAGCCGCACCCGCUGCAGCCCGCCCGCUCCAUGGACAGGCAGGUGCUGCUCCAGGAUCGGGUCGCCGAGCUCAUCGGCAGCUGCAGCCCCGGGAACCAGUUCAACGACGCCGACUCCUCCGACGUCCGCCUCACUCUCACCUCCAAGGAUGGCCUCUCCGUCACGCUCUGCGUGCACCGCCACAUACUCGUCGCCCACAGCAGGUUCUUCGCCGCGAAGUUGUCUGACCGGUGGUCCAAGCAGCAGCGGACAUUGCCGCACAUCGUCGAGAUCUCCGACUGCGACGAUGUCGAGGUGUACGUCGAGACGCUGCGGCUCAUGUACUGCAAGGAUCUGCGCCGGAGGCUCAUGAGGGAGGAUGUGAACAAGGUUCUCGGCAUUCUAAAGGUGUCCGCGGCCAUUGUCUUCGAUGCUGGGGUCCUGUCUUGCUUGGAAUAUUUGGAGGCAGCGCCAUGGGCGGAGGAUGACGAUGAGAAGGUGGCGGCGUUGCUGACACAGCUGCACCUGGAGAGCUCCGGCGCUGGGGAGGUGCUUAAGAGGGUCUCACUGGAGCUGGCUCCCUCGGCAGUGGCUGAAGAGGUGGAGGUCGGUGGAGGCUGCAAUGGUGGUGGGGAGGAGGUGUUAGUGAGGCUCCUGCAGGUCGUCCUGGAAGGGAAGGACGAGAAGGCAAGAAGGGAAAUGAAGGGGCUGGUUUCCAAAAUGCUAAGGGAGAACAGCACAUCGCGUGGAGGAGCCAUCGGAGGUGACCUCCGGAAGGAGUCACUGUAUUCGGCGUGCAAUGGCUGCUUGCGCCUGCUGCAUGAUCAAUUUGUGAGGGCUGCAGGUGGUGAUCAAUCUGAGGUGGUGCAGAUUGCCAGGCAGGCUGACAACCUUCACUGGAUGCUCGACAUCCUUGUAGAACGCCAGAUUGCCGAAGAUUUCUUGAGGACAUGGGCAAUGCAGAUUGAGUUGGCAGAGUUGCAUGGUAAGGUGCCAGCAAUUCACCGCUAUGAAGUUAGCCGAGUGACGGCGAGGUUGUUUGUUGGGGUUGGCAAGGGGCAGAUCUUAGUAUCCAAAGAGGCUCGUUGCCAGCUCUUGAGUACUUGGUUAGAACCAUUCUAUGAGGACUUCGGAUGGAUGAGGCGAGCCUGCAAGGGGCUUGACCGGCAUUUGAUUGAGGAUGGACUUGCAAACACCAUCCUGACACUGCCCCUACCAACUCAGCAGGAGAUCUUGCUUGCAUGGUUUAAUCGGUUCCUCAACUCUGGGGAGGACUGCCCUAAUAUUCAGAGAGGGUUCGAGGUAUGGUGGCGGCGUGCCUUCUGGAAAAGAAAUGGUGAACCCGAGCAGCCACCUCGUUUAAGGAUCACAGCAAUCUGUGAGAAUUCUUGAUUACUUUGAUUCAGUGGCUGAAGUUGUGAUGUAAAGGUUAAUGUCGUGUGAUCUGUAGCUGUGUUCUAACUGUCGUGUUGAGCUGUCUAUUAUAUCUGUUUGAUUUAGGUGAUUAUACAUGAGUAUGUUCAUCUUGUUCAAUUAUACCAGAUCUGAUGUAUCUCUA
This is a messenger RNA of Oryza brachyantha (malo sina), 2038 nucleotides long. RefSeq names its product BTB/POZ domain-containing protein At1g63850. The record is from RefSeq and is a predicted model, not a curated record. The coding region runs from base 67 to 1872 and encodes 601 amino acids. Gene Ontology annotation, molecular function: protein binding. NCBI's taxonomy places the organism in Eukaryota, Viridiplantae, Streptophyta, Magnoliopsida, Poales, Poaceae. The transcript is spliced from 2 exons.